UCCGUCUCCAUCGCUCUUUCUUUUCGCUGAGCGAAGGAACAGCCUUUCUCAGAAGCACAUCCCAAGCUGAGGACAGGUUUCUGUUUUUCGCAUCAUUGAAUACUUACAAGAAAUGACAGGACAAAGCUGUGAAGACUGGAGGCUUCAAUCUCUCUACAAGAGAUUGGACCCUGAAGAACAAGGGUUUACUGUUGAUUUUUUUACCUUCUAUACUGUUAUGAAAGAUUGGAUUGCAGACUGUCAACAGGAAGGGGAAGAGGCUAUUGACUUGACAAAUAGCAUCAAGGACUUACAACAUGACAACAAACAGUUAGCAGUGCAGAAUGUUAAACUACAGAGAACUAUUGAGGCUGCAGAAGAGCUCAAUUUAAGACUCUCUGAAGAGAUUUCUCAAUUGAAAGGGAAGCUGAGAAGUAACCAGCAAACACUGGAACAAGCUAAAAUCUCAGCAAAUGAAUUGGAAGAUUUGAAAUUUUUUUCAAGAAGUAUGGAGGAGGAAAAUAAUAGAUUACACACACAAGCACGGCAAUUGGAAAAAGAGCAGCAGUUUCUCUCUUUUAAGAUGGAUGACCUUCAGGAUGAGAACAAAAAAUUGCUUCUAGAAAAAGAAAGCUCAGAGGGGAAAAUCAAAGAGCUAUUUAUAAAGAAAACCAAAAUGAAGUCACAACUCUCUGAGUAUGAAAAUCAUAUCUCUUGCAAAGAGGCUGUCCUUAAUAAGAAAAUAAAACAAAUCGAAGACCUUACAAUAACUCUGGACGAAUAUCGAAUGAUGGUACAGGAAUUGAAACUAGAAGUUAGUAGGCUUCAAGAACACUUAUGUCAAUCCUAUCAAGACUUAAAAAUGUCGCCAACAAACUCUAUACAAAACACGAAUGGUCCCAUACAGGCAUCUGCACAGUCACUCUACAAAGAGAUUGAAGAAUCACGUAGACAGGAGAUCAGUAAGGAAUCUGGCUUGCCUAGUCCUUUGUGUGGGAUGUUGAAUUCUUUGGUGAUACAUCCAGUGGCUGAAGGAAGCAUUGAUUAUUUGACAGAACAGGAACACAGCAAGAAAGGGUCAGAUGAUACCAAAGCAUUACUUCCAGUUUCACAUAGCUUGUCUCGGUUAAACCGUUCGACUGAUAGUAAACUAAUAUUGAAGAAUCAGGAACAUAAACAAAAUCAAAAUAUCUUCUGUCAGAGAAAGGGGGAAGCAGAGAGGAAUCAAAACAAACCCUGACAGUUGAACACCUUGGCAAUAGCAAGACUCUUGAAUUGACUCUAAAGAAUAUGGAUGUGUGGGCCUACCCAUCUAAUAUAGAGUCUCAGGUACUUUCUUGUACUUGCAAAGGGAAAUAAUGGCAUAGAGAUUUCUAAUCUGGAAGGGGGAUAUUUUUAGAUAGAAUGAUUGGCAGCCUUUAUGCACUGAACCAACUACAAGAAUAUCUAAAUUUCACUUGCUAUAUGUAUGUUUAAAUCUGUGAACAACCAUGUUUGCAUUCAUAUCUCCAAAAAAUACAUUGUUUUGGUAACAUGCAGCUGCUAUAUCAGCAUCUCCUCAUUUAGGUAUUUACUGAAACAUAGAAUUUAACUAGGGAUAUCAGACUUUUCCAUAAAUUGCAUGUGAUCUCCUUUCAGA
This is a messenger RNA of Ahaetulla prasina, 1618 nucleotides long. It is a transcript of the gene KASH5, whose product is annotated as KASH domain containing 5. Gene Ontology annotation, molecular function: dynein complex binding. Gene Ontology annotation, biological process: chromosome localization to nuclear envelope involved in homologous chromosome segregation; actin filament organization; telomere localization. The transcript has 13 exons. Gene Ontology annotation, cellular component: chromosome, telomeric region; nuclear outer membrane; meiotic nuclear membrane microtubule tethering complex. Lineage: Eukaryota; Metazoa; Chordata; Lepidosauria; Squamata; Colubridae. The record is from RefSeq and is a predicted model, not a curated record. The coding region runs from base 113 to 1219 and encodes 368 amino acids.